Molecule: messenger RNA, 873 nt
Organism: Symbiodinium necroappetens
Lineage: Eukaryota; Dinophyceae; Suessiales; Symbiodiniaceae
Source: the annotation of a GenBank genome assembly
AUGGUGCACAUCAUCGUGUGCAGCCUGCGUGGUGAGCGGCAGCAGAUCCUCGCAGAAGAGACCCCGUUUUCCGUCGAGAAGCUCAAGGAGCACCUCGGGAUUCUAGCGCAGGGGUGCUUUCUGUCAAGCAUCCUGCGCGACAAAGACAUUCUUGACGAUGCCACAGACCUAGCUGGCUUCCCGCAGCCGGUCGAGGUGAACCUGAUCCAGCAUCCGAGCCAUUGGUCGCCGAUGCUUCUGUCUGCUGCCCAUCGGCAAGACAUCUCAGAGGUCGAGAGCGCCCUCAGAAGUUUGGCAGAUCCGAAUUCCCAGGACGACAACGCUUGGACUGCAAUCUGCUUUGCCGCCCUCCACGGCAACCUAAACAUGGUGAAGCUGUUGCGCAAGGCAGGUGCUGACUGCGAGCUUGGGCCCGAUGAGAACGCAGCUCUGCAUUUCGCCGUGCGUGGAGGUUACCUGCAGGUGGUCGAUUACCUCGUGGCGCAGAGGUGUGAUGUGAAUGGUCGGGACAGCUACGGGGUCUCCCCUCUGCAGGCCGCCGCCGAGGAAGGCGACAACGAAUUGGUGCCGGCAUUGUGCGACUUCUGCGCCGACCUGGAUGCUGCGGAUGACGAAGAAGUCACUCCUCUGUUGGCGGCAUGCUGCAGAGGCGAGGUGUCCGUGGUCAAGACCCUCUUGGAUCGACGGGCAGAGGUGAGCAACGUCACGCGGACCGGCGCCUCUGCGCAAAGCUUGCUUCUAGGCUUUCUGGAAAGCCGUCCAACUUCUGAGAAGGUUUCGCAAGCUCGUGACCUCCUUCGGGACCUUGAUGGCUUGGUCAGUGCUCGGCGGGAGUUUGCAGACCGCGACCAUGGGAGCACUAUGGAAGAUUGA